Erigeron canadensis is the source of this 1642-nucleotide messenger RNA. Its product is annotated as G2/mitotic-specific cyclin-2-like. The record is from RefSeq and is a predicted model, not a curated record. Gene Ontology annotation, biological process: regulation of cyclin-dependent protein serine/threonine kinase activity; mitotic cell cycle phase transition. Lineage: Eukaryota; Viridiplantae; Streptophyta; Magnoliopsida; Asterales; Asteraceae. The transcript is spliced from 12 exons. Gene Ontology annotation, molecular function: cyclin-dependent protein serine/threonine kinase regulator activity. Gene Ontology annotation, cellular component: nucleus; cyclin-dependent protein kinase holoenzyme complex; cytoplasm. The coding region runs from base 127 to 1431 and encodes 434 amino acids.
AACCCCUUCUUCUUCUUCUUCUUCAACGAAUCAAUCACUCAAUAUUUUCAAUAAUUGAUUAAUCCAUCUUUAAACACAUACUUUGAAUGUACAAUUAAUUGACUAUUCAAGAAUUUGGGCUGUGAGAUGGCUGGAUCAAGAGAUAAGUUUCCGGAUGUAAUUCGCUCAACAAGAACCACACAUGGAGCAGCAGGAGGGGGAUUAAAGGCAGCAGCAGGCGGGAAAUUAGGCGGUUUGGGGAGAGGGCAAAACCGAAGAAUAUUGGGGGAAAUCAACAAGAAUAUCAUCGGGGCUCCGGGAGCAUAUAGUUAUCUCAAUAAUGGUGGAUGCAUAGGAAACAAUCCAAUCCCUAGUAAGAAACCAUUGGUUACAGUUCAACGACCAGUUACUAGGGCGGUUAGUGCACAGAUUGCAGGCAAACCAUCCCUACCUUUACCAGAGGGAAAGAAGCCGAAAAUUGAAAUAAUCAUUGACAGCCCUGAAGACUGCAGCAUCGUUGAUGUUGAAGAUGACUUCAAUGCACCAAUGUUUGUGCAGCAUACUGAGGCGAUGCUGGGAGAAAUUGACAAGAUGGAUGAGGAUAUAUGUGAAGAAUCGCUUUUGGACAUUGACGAUGCUGACAGGGAUGAUCCGCUUUCAGUAGUGGAAUAUAUUGAUGACAUUUAUGCACAUUACAGGAAACAAGAGAUAUCAAACUGCGUUUCACCUAGGUACAUCUCCCAACAACAAUAUGACAUAACUGACAGGAUGAGAGGCAUUCUGAUUGACUGGCUGAUUGAGGUGCAUUACAAAUUUGAACUCAUGGAAGAAACCUUAUACCUAACGGUCAACCUAAUUGACCGGUUCUUGGAGCGCGAGACUGUAUCACGCAAGAAACUGCAGCUUGUGGGAGUGACAGCCAUGCUUCUAGCAUGUAAAUAUGAAGAAAUAUCUGUCCCUGUUGUCGAGGAUUUUAUACUGAUUUCAGACAGAGCUUACACAAGAACAGAAGUUCUUGAUAUGGAGAAGGCAAUGGUGAAUACCCUUAAAUUCAAUCUAUCGGUUCCAACUCCCUAUGUGUUUAUCAAGAGGUUUCUCAAAGCUGCAAAGUCUUAUAAGGAGCUUGAGCUGUUAUCGUUCUACUUGAUUGAUAUGUGCCUGGUGGAGUAUGAAAUGCUGAAGUUCCCACCUUCACUACUAGCAGCAGCUGCUGUUUUCACCGCAGAAUGUACUCUCAGCAGAUCAAGACAAUGGACUAAAACAAGUGAACUUCAUUCCAGCUACACCGAGCGCAAUCUAUGGGAAUGCUCGAAGAUGAUGGUUGGUUUGCACCAGAAAUCAGGAAGCGGGAAACUCCUAUCCGUGUACAAGAAGUAUGGCACAUCAAAGUAUGGCCAUGUAUCUCAAACUGAGCCUGCCAGCUUCAUGUUGGAGCCAAAGUUUUGGGAUUGAUUAUGACUUGACAAUAUAUGUUGAAAUGGGUUUUUGAUGAGCAACCUAUAGUUGCCCGUGCAUAGGUUGAUUAUCAAGUAUAAUUAGGAUUUUAUUACUCUACCUAUAGUUUCCCGCGCAUAGGUUGAUUAUCAAGUAUAAUUAGGAUUUUAUUACUCUAUCUGUUAGAUGUAUAUGGUUGUUUAGAUAGUGUCAAUAUGACUUGUUAGUG